AGUUUGCUGCAGGAGAUUGAGACCUACGACACAAAGCUGUGUGACCUGGAGUCUGUCUAUUGCCGACUGAAGGACGUGAGUCGGAAGCAGGAGAGUGACCUGACCCAGAGCGUGGUGCAGAGCGCCCGGGAGAGACUGGGCAAAGUGCAGGAGCGGGCGGCGGAGAGGAGCCGCGGUCUGGAGGAGUCCCGGAGACAAGCCAAGCAGUACAGUGAGUCUCGGCAGAAGCUUCUGGAAUGGCUGGAUGAGGUGGAUGGAGCUCUGGACUCACAGAAGGUUGACACGAGCGUCAGCCAGGAGCAUAUCAAACAGCAGCUGAGAAAGCACAAGGAUUUUCAGAAGAUCUUCCGGGCGAAGCGUCCCAUAUAUGAGGCGACUCUGCGGAGCGGACGGGCCCUAAGGGAGAAGAUCCGUCUGCCGGAGGAUGAGCAGCAGAUGGACGAGUCGCUGGGGCAGCUGAGGGAGCGCUGGGAGCACGUCUGCUCUAGAUCCACUGAGAGGCAGCAGAAGCUGGAGGAGUCCCUCCUGUUCUCCGGGAAGUUUACGGAGGCUCUCCAGGCCCUGAUGGACUGGCUGUAUAGAGCGGAGCCCCAGCUUUCUGAGGAGAUACCACUAGGGGGAGACAGAGACCUGGUCACUGACCUGUUAGACAAACACAAGGCUUUCCAGAAAGAACUGGGGAAAAGAGCGGGCUCCAUGAAGACCCUGAAACACUCUGUUCGGGACCUGAGCAGAGGAGGGGUCGGGACGGACUCCCACUGGCUGCAGAGACAGAUGGAGGAGCUGAGCCACCGCUGGGACCUCGUGUGUCAGCUGUCCGUCAGCAAGCAGGCAAAACUGGAGACCUCUCUACAGCAGGCGGAGGAGUUCCACUCUUUGGUAAAUUCUUUCCUGGCGGGUCUGAGUGAGUCUGAGCGGACACUGAAGUACGGGGUGAUCCCUGAGGAGGAGCAGGCGCUGCAGGAGUGCCAGGCGCAGCAGCAGGAGCUGAUGAACACCCUGCAGUGUCAGCAGAUGGCCUUGGAGUGCAUUGUGUCCCUGGGGCAGGAGAUCCUGGCCGCCUGUCACCCCGACUCCAUCAUCACCAUCAAGUCCUGGCUGAAUAUCAGCAAUACCCGCUACCAGGAGGUGACGUCCUGGGCUCAGCAGCAGGGGCAGCGCAUCCAGGCUCAGAUUCAGGCUCUGACCACCGAGCGGGAGGAGGUCGCCCGACUACUGGACUGGAUCACAGCCGCAGAGGAGGCUCUCAGCUUACGGGACCAAGAGCCCCUCCCGGAGGACAUGGCCGCUCUGGAGGAGGUCACAGCGCAGCACACAGUGUUUAUGGAGGAGCUGAGCCGCAAGGAGCCCGAGGUGGAGAAGGCGACCAAGAACUGUAAGCGGAAAGUCACGGAACCAAGACCUACAGCCUGCAGGAAGGUCUCAGCAAAAAGACAAACCUCAGUGAAAUCUCCGCAGACGGGCCCCUCAAUUCCUCUUCAAGACCUGGCACCUCGGAGCCCGCACAUGGUGCAGCUGCUGAACCGCUGGCAGCAGCUGUGGUUCCUGGCCUUAGACCGCCAGUGUCGCCUUCAGAGCGCGGCCCAGAGGCUGCACGAGUUGCAGGAAUUUGCACAUUUUGACUUUGCCGUCUGGCGGAAGCGAUACAUGCAGUGGAUCGGGCAGAUGAAAUCCCGCAUUCUGGACGUCUUCCGAGGAAUAGACCGGGAUCAGGACGGCAGGAUCAGUCAGCGGGAGUUCAUGGAAAGUGUCCUGUCCUCUAGGUUCCCCACAAACUCUCUGGAGAUGACGGCUGUCGCUAACAUCUUUGACAUUAAUGGAGAUGGCUUCAUCGACUACUAUGAGUUUGUCAGCGCCCUGCACCCGAGCCGAGACCCCCUGAGGAGAAACGCUGACGCCGACCAAAUACAAGAUGAGGUCAAUAGGCAGGUGGCUCAAUGUAACUGUGCAAAGCGGUUCCAAGUGGAGCAGAUCAGCGCCAACCGAUACCGGUUUGGGGAGUCUCAGCAGCUGCGCAUGGUCCGGAUCCUGCGGAGUUCCCUCAUGGUGCGGGUCGGAGGUGGCUGGAUCGCUCUGGAUGAAUUCCUGGUGAAGAAUGACCCUUGUAGAGUGAAAGGCCGAACCAAUCUGAAGAUCAAUGAGAAGUAUCUGACCCCCGAAUCCUUCUCAUCCACCCUCAGCCGCAGCGGGAGCCAGGCGAAAGCCAAAGCGUUGUCGCCGAGCCACUCCAACUCCAGCCUCAGCCUGUACACCAGUGCGUCGGCCCCCAACAGCCCCCAGAGCAGGAAGAUUGUCCUCCGCAGAACGCGCUCCGGGGAUCGAUGUCAGAGGUCCAGGUCAUCGGUGAUUACAGAUGGAAUUGACCUCAACUUCUCAGCAGCAGAAGACAGUGCCAACUCCACCUCAACUGAUAAGACAGACACACCCCCCACCUGACCUCGCGUCUCCGCCACCCCUGGGAAGCUCAUCGUUUUGCAGGAAAUCUCCAGGUUGGCCCCUAACGCUGGGAAUCUGCUGGACCACAGGUCACCGGCCAUCGGGAGCGACCAUGACAAGUUCUUUAGGACGACAUGAAUGUUGGGGUCUUUGAGACAUCUUGUGAGCGCAGAGACUGUGGCUGAGCGCCCGGCGCUGUGGUGCGCCGCCAUGUUACCCCUGUGCCCUGCAGAUUACCCAAAAUGCUGCAGGCCUGGCCCCUGUCCACAGGAAGCUCGUCUCCAUGAAGCCUCA
Messenger RNA from Bufo gargarizans (Asiatic toad), 2730 nucleotides. RefSeq names its product microtubule-actin cross-linking factor 1-like. Gene Ontology annotation, biological process: hemidesmosome assembly; intermediate filament cytoskeleton organization; cytoplasmic microtubule organization. NCBI's taxonomy places the organism in Eukaryota, Metazoa, Chordata, Amphibia, Anura, Bufonidae. The annotation marks the transcript as partial. Gene Ontology annotation, molecular function: calcium ion binding; structural molecule activity; microtubule binding. The transcript is spliced from 17 exons. The record is from RefSeq and is a predicted model, not a curated record. Gene Ontology annotation, cellular component: focal adhesion; membrane; intermediate filament.